UUCACAACGACUCACACAGCAUUAUAUUAGCCUUCCUUCCUCGACUCCCUCCAUUCCUUCCAGCCGAGCUUGUCCAAGCACUUGGUUUGUCAGUCUGAGGCGUCAUGAGGACACUGGUGCUGCUGGGGGUGUUCACCUUGUCUCUGUGUGCGUUUGCAGCCACUGACACGCAAACGGCCCGACAGACGGACGCAUCAUUCCCCGAGAAGGAUGGAGUUUUACAGCUAAAGAAAAAACAUUUCAACCGAGCAUUGAGAAAGUAUGAGCAGCUGCUGGUGUACUUCUAUGCUACUCUGACUGUACAAGGCCAUCGUGUCUCUGGGGCGUUUGAAGGAGCUGCUGCAGAGCUCCAGGGGUCAGAGGUCAAGCUGGCAGUGAUUGAUGUGACAGAGGAGAAGGACCUGGCUAAAGAGCUCAAUGCGACUGACCACACAAUCCGGCUGUAUCUCUCUGGGGAUAAGCACAACCCUGUGCCCUGUCCUGUUCCUCAGAGUUCAGCCUCCAUCUUGACCUGGCUGAAGAGGAGGAAGGGGUCUGCUGAUGAUCUUAUAGCUGAUCUUAGCCAAUUAGAAGCCUCAGAGGAACUGACAGUGGUUGGGUUCUUUAAGGAGCUGAACCACGAAUACGUCCAGGUGUUCUAUGCUGCAGCGAUCGACCUCCCUGAUGUUAGCUUUGCUGUGACACAGAACAAUGAAGUUAUCACCAAAUAUGGCUUCACAUAUGAUGCUGUAUUUUUGCUUAAAAAGUCUAAGCUCAUCCAGGCUUUCAAAAUGAUGCCUCAGACAGCUAAAGAGGAGCUGAUCGUCUUUAUCUCCGUCUUCCAGAUGGAUCCAGUGACUGAAUACACGGGGCAGACAAUCACUCAAAUAUUAACAUCGCCUGUGUUGAACCACGCCCUGCUGUUCAUCAGAGAAAGCUCUGCUGAUUUUAAAGAGAUCUACUCUGCGUUUAACAACGCUGCAGAAGCAUUCAGGCUAAAGAUUUUGUUUGUCUGGGUGAACGUGGAGGAGCCUCGUAAUGGGAGGAUGAUGGAAUACUUCCAGGUUCGGGAUUUCGAGGCCCCUCUCAUCCGACUUGUCAACCUAACGGAUCAUGUGACCUAUCACCUGUCCUCUGAGACUCUGGAUGUAGAAACCAUCAAAACAUUCUGCCAGUCUUACCUGCAGGGCAAAGCUAAGCCUAAGAUGCAGAGCGAGCCGAUACCUGAAGGAUGGGAGGAGCAGCCAGUGAAGGAGCUGGUGGGAAUGACUCUGGAGAAAGUCGCCUUUAACCCGGACAAGACGGUGUUUGUCCUCUUCUAUCUUCCCUACAGUAGGGCGUCCCUUUCUAUGUUUCCUCUGUGGGAGGAGUUAGCCGAGGCCUUAAAGGAUCGAGAAGACGUGGUCGUCGCUCGCAUUGACGCCUCGGCCAAUGACAUCAACAUGUCGAUGCAGGGCUCGUACCCCUCACUCUGCCUGUUCCCUGCUCUGUACGCUGAACGGGCGGUGGUUUACACUGGAAAUAGACGGCUGAAGGACCUGAUAAAGUUUCUGGAUAAAGAGAUGGAGGAAGCUAAAAAAUUCAGAAUACUGGAGGAUGAAGACAGGAGGAAGUACGUUGAAGCCAUGAAAGCUGAAGAAGCAAAAAAAAACAACGCAACCAAAGACGAGCUUUAAUCCAGAAACAAAAAGGACACAGUUUGUGUGUUUGUGCUAGUGUGUGUGUGCGCGCGUGUGUGCAUGCGUGCCUGCAUGCGUGCGUGUGUUUGUCUGUGUGUGUCUGUUUGAUACUGCUUUUAUCUUUUCAUUCUAGCUGUCAUUAACUGUCCAUCAAAUGAAAUCUAAUAUAGUCUUUGAAUAAAAUAUCUGAGGUUUGAAGAACUACUUCUCAUUUAUACUAGUCAUUUGGUUUCUUUUGUUGUCUUGUUGGUUGUGAGAGCUCUAAAUGAAGGCCAGAUUGAUGCUGAUUUAAUGCAGUUCUAAAUAAAACAUGUUUAAAAGGUU
This is a messenger RNA of Notolabrus celidotus (New Zealand spotty), 1982 nucleotides long. RefSeq lists its product as uncharacterized. NCBI's taxonomy places the organism in Eukaryota, Metazoa, Chordata, Actinopteri, Labriformes, Labridae. Gene Ontology annotation, biological process: response to endoplasmic reticulum stress; protein folding. The record is from RefSeq and is a predicted model, not a curated record. The coding region runs from base 105 to 1655 and encodes 516 amino acids. Gene Ontology annotation, cellular component: endoplasmic reticulum. The transcript is spliced from 11 exons.